Polistes canadensis is the source of this 3963-nucleotide messenger RNA. RefSeq names its product tyramine receptor 1-like. Gene Ontology annotation, cellular component: membrane. Gene Ontology annotation, molecular function: G protein-coupled receptor activity. Gene Ontology annotation, biological process: adenylate cyclase-activating adrenergic receptor signaling pathway. The transcript is spliced from 8 exons. The coding region runs from base 568 to 1800 and encodes 410 amino acids. Lineage: Eukaryota; Metazoa; Arthropoda; Insecta; Hymenoptera; Vespidae. The record is from RefSeq and is a predicted model, not a curated record.
CGCCGAGGCGAAAACACGCUCCUUGUGUUUAUCCCCUGUAGUCCUUCUUAAGUUUGUGACUUUUAAAUUCCAUUAGACAUGAAUGACACUGAAAUAUAAAUGGAAUUUUCUUUUUUUUUGAUCCAAAGAAUAAUCUGAUUAAACUUAACACUUCCAUGUUAUAAUUAUGUUAUAAACUUCCUUUGGUGAAACAAAACUAAUAAAAAGUAGUUUAUGUAUAAACAAAAAAGUUCCGUCGUCAAUAAAAUUUUUUAUCACGAUUAGUGAACAGUGCCUACUGUAUUACGACGUAACAUAAUUUUAAUCAUUCGGAAGCCUGUCAGAUUUUUUCAUAACACAUGAUUCGGAUCAUGAUUCACGUUCAAUUAAAUAUAUUAUUAAAUGCGAUAAGUCUAUUUCAUUUGCACAAUUCUUGAACGUCGAUAUCGUGAUUAACGAUCGAUGAAUGACAUUCUCGUUGGGCCAUCGUGCAUCGUUGAAGAGGAUUUUAAUUAUUACAUCGAAAAUCUUGACGAUGUCCGGAAAGUUACGGACCGUUGAACAGAAAUCGUUGUCAAUGGAUCGUGGAUGAGCAUCAUGGCGAAUCAAACGGCUGAUUACCAUGGUGACGUUUAUCAAUGGAAUCGAACGGUGCCGACGGAUGAACACGAUACGCAAAUGGAAUAUUAUCUGCCCAAUUGGACCGAUCUCGUAUUGGCUGCCCUGUUCUGCAUGCUGAUCGUCGUCACUAUAGUUGGCAACACACUGGUGAUCGCAGCAGUAAUUACAACGAGACGAUUGAGGUCCGUUACUAAUUGUUUCGUAUCCAGUCUAGCUGCCGCGGAUUUAUUGGUCGGUUUGGCCGUAAUGCCACCAGCUGUAUUACUACAGUUGAACGGCGCAAGUUGGGAACUGGGUGAAAUCCUCUGCGAUUCUUGGUUGUCCUUGGAUAUUCUUCUCUGCUCAGCCAGUAUUCUAUCGUUGUGUGCGAUAUCCAUAGACAGGUAUCUCGCGGUGACCCAACCAUUAGUCUACAGCCGAAGACGGAGAAGUAAGAGAUUGGCUGGUUUAAUGAUCGUAGCUGUCUGGAUACUAGCAGGUGCGAUUACGAGUCCUCCUCUUCUUGGCUGUUUUCCACGGGCAACUGAUCGUGAUAGCAAAAAGUGUACCUACAACAUGGACUCUUCUUCCUACGUUAUAUUCUCCGCCUGUGGGUCUUUCUUCUUACCUAUGUUAGUUAUGCUUUACGUUUACGGAAGGAUUUCCUGCGUUAUAGCUAGUCGACAUAGAAACUUGGAGACAAAUGAGGCUGAUAAAACUAAUCGACGAACUCGAAAUGCAACGAUCGAACGUACGAAAAGUAUGAAGAUUCGACGUUCAGAGUGUACGGUGGAUGGUGAUACUUGCGAAAGAACGUCAACCGAGGGUGACGUUACAAGCAGCUGCAAGAAAGUAGGUAUAGUUCGAGGUCAUCAACAGAGCUGCAUCAACAGGGUAGCAAGAGAAACGAAAACCGCUGGCACAUUGGCUGUAGUAGUGGGUGGUUUCGUGGCUUGCUGGUUACCAUUCUUCAUUCUCUACCUUGCUACUCCGUUCGUCCCAAUGAAACUACCGGAAAUCCUGAUGCAGGCAUUAACGUGGCUAGGUUGGAUCAAUUCAGCUAUAAAUCCAUUUAUCUACGCGUUUUAUUCGGCCGACUUCAGGGAAGCAUUCUGGAGGUUAACGUUUCGAAAGUGCUUCAAAAGUCAAACGACCUUGAAUCACACCGAGCGGAAAUUACCAACACCUGUGACGUUGAGGAAGAACGCAUCAAGAACGUGAAGAUCGAUCGAUUGAUCAUGAAAUGAUUGGAAUAGAUCUCGAAGGACGUAGUACGGGGAAUACGAUUUUCAAUUGUGCAUGAUCGAUAUUCUUCUUCUCCUUCUCCCAUCUACAUUCUCCACGUCUUACGAAAGAAAAAGUACGAAGGAUAAAAAAAAAAAGAAGAAAAAGAAACGUUUCGUUUCGUUUCGAGAGAUGCUGCUGAAGAAGAAAUCAUCUAACAAUGUUUCCUGUAUCGAGGAUAGUCUCUCCCAUCGUUUGGGUAUUCUGAUAACGAGAAAUAGAGUGAAAGAAAAAUGGGUGAAGAUAGAUGAAUAGAAAAGGGAGAGAAAGAGAGAGAGAGAGAGAGAGAGAGAGAGAGAGAGAGAGAGACACAGAGAUUGGACAUCUUACGUUCACUAACGAAUCUUUUCACGAAGAUCUAGCAAUUUUGUUCUUUAUAUUUCUUAACAAAUGUUGCUCCUAGCAUAAUAUUCGAUACUAAUAGAUUAAUUUUAAACGUUAUUAAGUUACUAUAUAAAUUAUAUAUUAAUAUUCAUGUUACAUAUAUCAAUUUACGAUACCGAAAAGUUCGGUACAUUGCAGAAUGAGAAAAGUUCCAUUUACUUUCUUUGAAGAUCAUUUCCGUUGAUCGGUCUGUCGAGCUCUAUGUUUGAACCAUGGUCACUUCUCAGUAUUUCUCUCUCUCUCUCUCUCUCUCUCUCUCUCUCUGUGUAUCUAUCUCUCCUCUUCCUUGUCUAAUUUUGCAGUGGAUUAGAGCUUGGAUUAGUAACGGUUUAACUCUGCGUUAGUAUCGAUUUGACCAUCGGUUGUUUCUGAAUUAGAGUUACAUUAGGUCCUCCAGUGAAGACUUUCAAAUUAGACGCUCAUCGUUAAAGAAGAGAGAGAGAGAGAGAGAGAGAGAGAGAGAGAGAGAGAGAGAAUGCAAGAGAGAAAGAUAGAUAGAUAGAUAGAGAGAGAUAAAGACUCAAGAGGUUAGUAGUUUUCAUCUCGUCGACCUAGGAAAAUCGAAUUCACUUCGAAAGUAACGUCAAAGCAUUCGACGAUAUAUCAAGAUGCUUUUUGUCCUUUUUUUGUCUUGUUUCUUUUAUCGAGAAACAGAGACAAGAAAUAGGAAGAAAUUUUAUGAAAAAAAAAAAAACUUAAUACCAAUAUGAUUCUUUAAGAGCUCUCUCUUUAUUUCUCUCUUUCUCUUUCUUUCACUCUCGUAAACAUAAACUUUGAUAUGUUAACUCAAAACUCUUACUUUUCGAUAAUAAAAUUGUAAGAUUUAUAUGAAGCUUACGAUAGUAGAAUGUCCCGCGCUAGAUUGUAAUAUUCGUUAAUAGCGUUGAGAGAUUUUGCUUAAUAUCAACAUUGAAGGAAGAAUGCAUUUAAAGUUCAUACAUAUAUGUACAUAAAUCUAUAUAGAAAUUUCAUUAGUGCAAAGUAAUUAAUGUAUAAGAAAAAAAUAGACGAAUGAUCUCAAAUCGGUUUUAAUUUCCUAUUAAUUAAUUUAUUCUUCCCUAAAUAAAUUGUGAAUACCCUAACAAUAAGUUUCUUUAUUGAAACAUUCAAAAGGUAUAAAUUGUAAGAAAUAAUUCUACCUCCAUCUCUAUCUCUGUCUGUCUGUCUGUCUCUCUCUCUUUUUUGCUUUCUUGUUUUCUUUAAAUAAAAAAAAAAAAAACGUAUUAUUGUCUUUUAAUUUUUUUGAACGUUAUUUAACAUUCUAUCAAAGAUAAAUUAAAAUUGAACGCGUGUAAAGUCAUACAACCGCAAAGUAUUCAGCGAUGUGCGAUGGCAAAGAGUUAAAUUAAAAAAUGCGUUGUUAUCGUCUAAUUAUUAUAUAUGUAGAUCAAUUCUGCAAUUCAUUUUAAACGACGAGAAGAUAAAAUUUUCUAAUGCAUACGAUAGUUUAUAAUAUUCGACGAGAUAUAUAUAAAUCUUUUUCUAUAUAUACGUAUCUAACUUAUCGCGCUGAAUAUUUGUUAGAAACGAACAACGUCAUCGGUAUCAUCUGAAAAUCCUUUUAAAACGUGACCAUAAAAUGUCGAUGCUGACAGUCCGAUCUCUGACACUCAUCGAUGUGAUGAAUUGUCUUUAAAAAUAUAUUUGUAUACACAGCGAAUGUGCAGAACAAACGCAUUGUCAGAAUUUAACGAAUAAAAUAUUACAGUACACAAC